AUGUCGGCCACCAACCAGCCGCUCUACCGCCGCCCUUCGUGGGCCCGCAAGUCAGCCUCAUACAAGCACUACAUGCGCACGGACCUUGCCGCCGACCGCUCUCCGGGAGCAGAUCACGGCUUAGGCAGCUUCUCCUACGACGAGGCCCAUGUCUCCAAGUGGCAGUGCCCACCCGACCUCGCUGCCCGCCUGCCGCCUCCAAUCCAGAGCCAAGUCGAGGAGUGGGCGUGUGCCGGAGCUGCCAUCUGCACCGCGCUCGAGCGUAUCAAGAAGCUCGACGACAUGGCCAUCCAUCGCGCCUACCCCGAGAAGUCCAUCGGCCAUCUCUCUCGCCAGUCUCCCGCUGCUGCUAGCGCCGAGACCCCGCCGAUGAGCUCGCCCAUUUCGCCGGCUCCCAGCAUGCCGCAAUCGGUGCUCCCACUCGACAAGCUGAACUUCGAGAGUCUGCCACAUCGUGCCAUUGGGAUGGAGUCACCACCCUUCACCCCAAUCGACACCCAAGGCUGCCCAACGCCCAACAUCUCAGAUCAGGACAGGGGCAUGCCGGACGCCACCCAACUCACCCGUCAGCUGUCGCCCAUCUCGAUGAUCAGCCGCGGGUCCACCUCUUUCUCCUCUGACCACACCACGUCCUCAUCCAACUUUGACGAGAACGCCUGGGAGACCUACCUUGGAUUCUACAACGCGGAGCUCCAUGACAUCCAGAAGAUCGCCUUGAGCCGCUUCAAGGGCGCCGGCUACAGCAUCGACCGCAGCCGUGUCGAGCUGGGCCAGUGCCAGGAGCAGCAGGCCCUGUUCGAGGACUUCAGCAAGUGGUGGGCGGAGAUGAAGCCACAGGUUGCCGAGUACGACAAGAAAGUCGGAGAGCUCGAGGCGCCGUCGUCGGAGUACGUGCGCAUGGAGCGCCAGGCCCAGGGAUUGCCGAUCUGA
Lecanosticta acicola is the source of this 930-nucleotide messenger RNA. Lineage: Eukaryota; Fungi; Ascomycota; Dothideomycetes; Mycosphaerellales; Mycosphaerellaceae. The record is from the annotation of a GenBank genome assembly.